GGGCUUGUCCGGGCAAGCCGGUUCCGCAGCCGGCACGGGAUCCACGUGAAGCCUGGGAAAGUGCGGCCGGGUCUUCAGCACACUGCCCCGUUGGCAGACAGCCUCCAGAGCUUCUCUUACCCCUGCCUGUGAGCUGGCUGACAUGGUGCCAGGGGAAGUCCCCGAGUCUACUCAGUGUCCGUCUCUCACCAGCCUGAAUGCCAAGGAUGUGGUUCGGAGAAGACACAAGAGGAGGAGCCGGCAGCACCAGCGAUUCCUGGCCCGCAAGGCCUUGAUUACAGGGCAGAAGCUGUUGAGUGUGGCAUCAGGGUCAGGAGCCUGCCCUCUGCCCUCACCAUCACAGAUGCCAGCAGGCACAGAGGCUUCAGGCAACAGGAGGCAACGUCCCAAGGCCAAGUCUGGCAGCAAUGGCCUGUGCAGCAAAAAGCCUGUCCCCAGAGAAGCCCCAGGGUCUGGGCCCAGCAAGUGUGUGGCCAUUGACUGUGAGAUGGUGGGUACAGGCCCCCAAGGGCGGGUGAGCGAGCUAGCCCGCUGCUCCGUGGUGAGUUACAGUGGUGACGUUCUCUAUGACAAGUACAUCCGGCCUGAAAUGCCCAUUGUGGACUAUCGCACCCGCUGGAGUGGCAUUACCCGCCAGCACAUGCACAAGGCUAUCCCCUUUCAAGUGGCCCAGAAGGAGAUCCUUAAGCUGUUGAAGGGCAAGGUGGUGGUGGGGCAUGCACUGCACAAUGACUUCCAGGCCCUGAAGUAUGUCCACCCUCGCAGCCAGACCCGGGAUACCACUUACGUCCCAAGCCUGCUCAGCCAGCCCAGCUCCCUCACCCGAACUCGGGUCUCUCUUAAGGACCUGGCCUUGAACCUGCUGCACAAGAAGAUCCAGGUAGGCCACCAGGGACACUCAUCUGUGGAAGACGCCAUGACAGCCAUGGAGCUCUACCAGCUGGUGGAGGUGCAGUGGGAGCAGCAAGUGGCCAGUUCCGCCAAGGCCCAUCCUGAGGACAGGGGGCCUGACAGCAGCACUGACGUGGAGCAGUACAUGGAUGACCAGUACUGGCCCGAGGACCUGACCGAGAGCACCAGUGGGGAAACAAGGGGGGCCCAGGAUAGUCGAGAGGAAGAGGAAGGGCAGGGAACCAGGAAUGCUCCUCCCUAGUCACACAGGGUAGGAGGUAAUCACCUGGUAACCAGACUCACUAAGGCAGUGUUUCUCAAAACCUGAGGGUCAGGACUCCUUUGUGGGUUGAAUAACCCUUCACAGGGGUCACCUAAGACCAUCAGAAGACAGGUGUUUACAUUACAAUUCAUAACUAGCAAAAUUACAGUUAUGAAAUAGCAACAGAAAUCAUUUUAUUUUGGGAGGUCUCCACAGCAUGAGGAGCUGUACUAAAGGGUCACAGCUUUAGGAAGGUUGAGAACCACUUGUCUGGAAUAACUUAAGGCGCUGGGAGGCAAGGGCUCAGGUCAUACCCUCCUCACAAGAGUCUCAUCAUUCCUGACACUUAGCAUGGAGACAUUAGAGAGCCUGUGGCUUCCCCAUUGAGCCUUUUCCCCAUUGUAAGUGGGAAGAGUAGCAGAGCCUACCUCACGGGUGUCUGAGCACUGUGAGCGUAUCCUAGUGAUGAACAGGAUGGGCUCUGUUCAGUCCUGAUUUCUGAGCAGCUAUGGCUCAGGCCGGACCCUUUGCCUUGGCUUUUCCAUCAGAUGAGGUGGUGGCCUGGGCAAGGGUGUUGCAGGGGAGUUCAGAGGUCUCUGCAGGUCCUGCUGCCACUUCUGUCUCCACAUCUGCCUCCUGACACUGCAUUUGAGAAAGUGACAAUAGUAAUCCAGACGAGGUCAGAAAUGAAGGGACACUACUGAGACCACACUUCCACUGUCCACUGAUUACAGGAAGUGUUAGUCACGGAUUGUUAGAUUGCUGGCUCCUCUCUGGCAGGGAAGGAGGGAGCUGGCCAGAUCAUCACCACCACUUCUGGCUGGGCACCAGGGGCGAGCUCUUGUUUCCUUAAAAAGCAGCCGCUCAUGCCAGCCUUGAUGCUGGGCAGUAACGUUUGUGGGUUGAAGGGUGGGGGAACAGAGCUGGGAGAAGUGCACUGUGAGAAAUCAGACCGUUUGCACAGGAAUAAAGUGCAACUGGAAAAGUG
Apodemus sylvaticus (European woodmouse) is the source of this 2141-nucleotide messenger RNA. It is a transcript of the gene Aen, whose product is annotated as apoptosis enhancing nuclease. Bases 143 to 1153 code for a protein of 336 amino acids. Gene Ontology annotation, molecular function: nucleic acid binding; exonuclease activity. The record is from RefSeq and is a predicted model, not a curated record. The transcript has 4 exons. Lineage: Eukaryota; Metazoa; Chordata; Mammalia; Rodentia; Muridae. Gene Ontology annotation, cellular component: nucleus.